AUGACAACCUGGGGAGAUGGAGCUGUCCACGACACUCGACAUGUGGGAGGUUACAUGACCCUACUACAGUGUUGGAUUUACGAGCACUUCCCUAGGAUCUAUAAGCCGGGUGAUAGAGGAGCGGUUCCUGCGCAUCUUCCAAGAGCAUGUAGGUGGACUGCAAAACAUGCUUUUGAAGGUGGAUUGAUGGCAUAUCAUUGGAGGCUUGAUGCGUUGUUGCUUGGGGAUGUAGUGUUUACACCAUAUGAUGAUGAUCGAGCUAAUCAUCCGUUUGUAUCGAUUUCGGUGUUUUCUAGAUAUCUUCGAUGUGGUGGAGUCUCAGUCCCAUAUUUGCCAGAACGAUGUCUUCGACAGUUUGGUCGUAUUCAGUGCAUUCCGCGUGACGUUCCUCCGAUGUCGGACAGUAUAGAUUGGGUCUGGCAGAGUACUAUGAGAUCAUCUGUAGAGACCUUUUGGAGACUAUAUCCUGUUGCGACUUUUCUGGGAGAGGUCACUGUAGACUAUUAUGCAUGGUACAUUAGUGUUUCACAUCCUCAGAGUCUCCCUCCAUCCACUGUUGCACCUUCGAGUCCACAUACUACUGUUGUUGCAUGA
Cicer arietinum (chickpea) is the source of this 594-nucleotide messenger RNA. NCBI's taxonomy places the organism in Eukaryota, Viridiplantae, Streptophyta, Magnoliopsida, Fabales, Fabaceae. The record is from RefSeq and is a predicted model, not a curated record.